CGUGAUCGGAUCUCAUUCGAGGAAGGUUUUCAGCUGGGUAAAAAAAAUGAAAGUAUUCCUUUAGAUGAAUGGACUGUCAGUGCUGCUCGGCUAGCUUAGCAGCAGCUACUCUCACUCCGUAAUAGGAUUUGCGGACGCAGCGGGUCACACGGCUGCUGUCACAUAAUAUGACCUGCAUGUGUUACUCUGGAUUUGUUUUGCUACAUAGCUAGUUAGCUGUUGGCUAGUCGGCUAGCUGGCAAGCCCUGUCACCGCUAAAAGUGCUAAAAGCAUUGCUGUCAAGUCAGAAAAAGAUCCGGCUUUUGAUAAUAUGAUAGCGUAACAUUUCCUGGACUCAUGACAGCUUUAUGUGACCAUGUUUUCCAGGUUAGUUUUACCAAGGUAUAUAACAAGCCGCCAGUGAGCCAGCUAACCUGAGCUAGCCGGGUCACAGCUCACCGUGUCCAGCUUCAUCAUUCCAAGCCCCCGGCACAUUGGAGAGCUCUCUUCGAUAAGCUAACUGCACCCAUCAGCUCACCGGGCUGAAAAGGAUACCGUUUAGUAGCAUUGACGAUUUGGCGACGGGAUAACCGACCUCCAGCGACAAUGGCUAACGUUACAGACCUGCAAACAAAAUACAGCAAGCUGGCACAGGAGUACUCCAAGCUCCGUGCCCAGAACCAGGUGCUGAAGAAGGCAGUUGUGGAUGAACAGGCCAACUCUGCCUCAUUUAAGGAGCAGCUGAAGCAGAGGGACCAGAGCCUAAGGAAGCAGGAGCAGGAAAUGGACAGUCUCAGCUUCAGGAACCAACAGUUGGCCAAACGGGUGGAGCUGCUGCAAGAGGAGCUCGCUAGUAAAGCAGACUCUCCCUCACAGCACAGUCUGGAGACCCAAUGUGUAUUUGAUGAAGACCUCCAGAAAAAGAUAGAAGAAAAUGAGCGUCUUCAUAUUCAAUUCUAUGAAGCAGGUGAGCAGCACAGACGGCAGGAGGCAGAGCUGAAGACACGACUUCAGGAGCUGGAAAAAGACUCGGAGCAGCACCAGGCUGUGGUGGGCGGACUCACCACAAAGUACAUGGAAACAAUCGAGCGGCUGCAGAGUGACAAGGCGCGUUUAGAGAUCAAAUCACAGACUCUGGAGAGGGAAGCAAAAGAGUGCAGAAUGCGAACAGAAGAGUGUCAGCAGCAGUUGAGGCUGAGCCAGUCGGAGCUGAACCGACAGGUGAAACAAAGCAGCAGUGUUAUCCAGGAGAAAGUGCCCUUCAACGACACCAAACUUAUUGGCUACAACAGCUUAAAUGUGCCACCACACAAUCGAAGGCACCAGCUUAAAGCACGGGACGUGGCAGGUCAGGCCUUGAGCUUCAUUCAGGACCUUGUGGCUGCUCUGCUGAACUUCCACUCCUACACAGAGCAGAGGGUUCACAUCUACCCUCUGGACUCGUCUAUUGAGCCCAUUUCCCCUCUAAACCAGAAGUUUUCUCAGUAUCUACAUGAGAACGCAGCCUAUGUGCGCCCCCUGGAGGACAGCUUCCUGCAUCUACACCAAAGCAUCACAGAGGACACCGUCACAGUGCUGGAGACCGUGGUCAAGCUGAAGAGCUUUGCUGAUAAUUUCUCCUCGUACACCCACUUUCUGCAAAAGAUUCUUCCCUACCAGCUGAAAAGCCUUGAAGAAGAGUGCGACGCACCUCUUUGUACGGCUGCCCUCACUGCGAAAAACCAGGAGUUGCAGAGUGACAUGAAGAGAGUGACUUCUGUGUUUGAGAAAAUGCAGAGCUACAUCAACCUUUUGUCCUUACCCAGUGUUCGGCAGGACGCCAUGCCACAGAGCAGCACCUCCGCCGUCUUCACGCAGCUGGCCGCCUGCCUGCACAGUCUUCACGAUGCCAUUAAAGAGAUGUCAAAGCACUACAACCAGAAGGCCGACUUAGAGAAGGAGCUCCCCACCAUCACCCAGAAACUGUGCACCACCACAGAGUGCCUGCUGGGAUCUCUGGGCUCUCUGACCAGCAGCACCAGCAAGAUUGCCACUUUCUUCAGCAACAACUUGGACUUCUUCACAUCAUCAGGCUACAGUCCAAGAGGCAGCACGCUGGCCCUGAACCCCUUGCAAGCAGAGAGUAUGCUGGCCAACAAAAAGAAAGCAGCAGCCUAUAUCAAUGCUGUCAAAAAGUCCCGGCCGCAGUCGGUCCCUUACAGUGAAGCGCUGUCUAACCGUCGUAUACUCACCAGCUCCACUGAGAGCAGAGAAGGCCUCAGUCAGCAGGUGCAGCAGAGCCAGGACAAGAUUGCCCGGCUGGAGCAGGAGAAGGAGCACUGGCUGCUGGAGGCGCAGCUGGGGAAGGUGCGGUUGGAAAAGGAGAACCAGCGCAUCGCGGACCUGGAAGUGCAGCUCACUGCAGCUCAAGGGGGAAGUCCGAACUCACACUCAGCUGCAGCCAGUACGCUCGCACAGAGCCAUGAGGAAGCAGAGAUUGAGCCGAAAGCUGGGGGAAAAGAGGCAACGCUGUGCACCAGCCUGGUCGGCAUGUUGUGCACAACACCUUCAGUCGAGCAUGUGGGAGAUGAGGAUUCCAGGGAGACGCUGAUAAAGACUCACUACAUGGCCAGAGUGGGAGAGCUCACCACACAGCUGCAGAUCUCAGACAGCAAAGCAGUGCACUUUCACUCCGAGUGUCGAGCUUUGGCCAAGAGAUUAGCCAUUGCAGAGAAAUCUCGGGAGACUCUGACAGAGGAGAUCAAACUGGCCACUCAGAAGAUCACACGCUUGCAGGAUGAGCUGGCUACGACGAAGAGGAGCUACGAAGACCAGCUAAGCAUGAUGAGCGACCACCUGUGUAGUAUGAAUGAGACUUUGAGCAAGCAGAGAGAAGAAAUCGACACGCUCAAACUGGGCAGCAAGGGAAAUGCUAAAAAGAAUAAAGGUCGUUAGAGCUCCCCUUUAAGCUCUGGCUCCAUGUUGGCAUCACAAAAGGAACCUUUUAAAGAAGAUGCCAUGUGUGGAGCCUCCCAGAAUCGUCCUGGUACAAACACUGUCACCAAACCACAGGACGGCUACAUGCGCCGCAGAUUCCUCCACUAUCAAGCAGAGGCAAUACAAAUGAACCUUUUUAUGGAGGCUUGAACAUUUGAGUUUGACUGAGAAGCUUCCUUUUUCCCUUUUCCUUGUCACAGCACCAGUUAAAACUAACCAUAAUUUGCUGACAACUGUUCUCUGAAACUCCGGAUGCUGCUUCUUGACCUGUUGGCCAAAGCAAGAUGGAAGAGAAAGAGAAUUUCCCUAAAAGGGACAGGAGGAAGUUGGCUAUGUUCACUGAUGUCAAGCCUUGAAGACCAAACCCUGUUAAUCAGUGUGCUCCUGCUUUUAGCGCACAUGUGAGAGAAAAUGAAAUUUCAUCAUCACUGCUUAUCUGUCGGAGCAGGCGAACAGAGUAAAUGUUGGUGUGGCUGUAUGUGUGUACCAGGCUUUACAACAUGUGAAUAUUCUUUUUCCACUUACAUGUUUUUAAAAAUCAAAUUAGACAUUAUUUGAGCAAGUGGGCCAGUAUGUCCACAUACAGCAUAAUAUCCCUCUUACAACACAUGCAUAUAUCACAAGCUUCUGUAAGGAAGGGCUUGAAAAUCUAAACAAACAGCUAACAAAGACACUUGAAUUCAUUCCUCAUGUUGGAAAAUGUUCUGUCCAGUGGGAGUGGAGAAACAGGAAGAAAUGUCUGCUUGAAGCACUGAUUAACUCUUUACCUGGAAGAAAAGGGUAAGAUGGACAAGUCAGAGCUUGUAAAACGAUGUCAGUCUGUCUCUGAAGUGUAACAAAAGUCUUUUUUUAUUACCAAAGUAAACGGACGUGCACUCAGAAACCUGCUGUGGCACAACCGUUUCUAAAUUCAUGUUGUAAUGUGUAUGGACGAAAAAAGGGUUAACAUGAAUGUACACUCUUUUCAAAUCAUGAUAUAAUUGUUCUGUAUAAUUUCUUAAAAAUAUAUGUAUAUACACAAAGGCAUUUAUUCAAAGGUUACACAUUUUUAUUUUCAACAACAUUUUGAAAACUGAAUCAAGUUCUUUUUGUGAGGGUGUAAGGCAGGAUUAAGUGUCUGAGAGGGGUGGACCCGUCUGUAAAUGGUGCUUAGACAUCCUGAUUCAUGAGUCAUGGCAGAGGGCAGAUAAUGUUUACAGUCAAAUGUAGUGUCUUGAGGAAAUGAAAGAAAAGCCCAGCAGUGGUUUUAAACAUUUUAAUGGCCAGUUUACGCCUGCCAGCAAACCUUUUGAUCAUAAAAGAUUUGCCAAAGAGCCCCAAUAACUGAUUCAAAAAUAUGUACUUGUAUUCUCACAAUGUAACCUGUACAAAAGCACAUAUAAAUAUGUGAAACAAAAUAAAAAAAACUUGUUCAACAUGUAAA
This is a messenger RNA of Eleginops maclovinus (Patagonian blennie), 4378 nucleotides long. It is a transcript of the gene ppp1r21, whose product is annotated as protein phosphatase 1, regulatory subunit 21. The record is from RefSeq and is a predicted model, not a curated record. Bases 586 to 2913 code for a protein of 775 amino acids. Gene Ontology annotation, cellular component: membrane; early endosome. Lineage: Eukaryota; Metazoa; Chordata; Actinopteri; Perciformes; Eleginopidae. The transcript is spliced from 22 exons.